GUGGUCUAUAAGAUAAAGUAUAUGUCAGUCAAGAAAAAUCAGUGAAAUUGUCCAGUUGCCUUACUGAAGAAACGUUUAAUACAAUGAAGCACGAAUGCUCAAAUUGCCAUGUUUGGAGUAAUUGUUACAGGAAACUUACUCCUAAACUGUAUGAUUAUGCAGCGGAAAGGAGAAUAAAAUUGGAUAAAAGCUGUUCCUACAUUUGUAAUACCUGCUAUUGCCGACUUUAUCGCAUUAUCAAGAAAGGAAACGAGCCAGGAGCUCCAAGUGCAGUUAAUAUAGAAUGUGAAAAUCAAGAACUCACCGUUUCUGAACCAUCGAAACUUGAUGAUCUCGCCGUUGCCGGACCAUCAGGCACCAAUAAUUUCGCUGUGGCGGGACCAUCUAGAGUGAAUAAUUUCGCCGCACCAGCAAACAUCAAUAACGGUGGUUUCGAAAUAAUCGAUCCCAAUGUCGCUGGAUCAUCGGAAAUUGACGCUGUUCCUAGUGUUGAAUCUUUGUUUUCUUUGGAAUCAACGAGUUCUGAAGCAAAUGGUAGCGCUGCUGCCCAGAAACUCGGAGACGGUCAGGAAAUUCUUCAACAAAUGAAGGCAAAAUUUAAUGAAAUAUCGGACAGAAACGAUCGAUAUAGGAUUCUAACUUCCCUUCCCAAAUCCUGGACUGCAUACAAAAUUAUGCAAGAAUUCGGUGUUUCGCAACGGACUGCUCAACGUGCAAAGGGAUUACAGAUUGAAAAAGGUAUUAUGAGCACACCGGAGAAUAAGAAUGAGUAAGUAAG
Molecule: messenger RNA, 778 nt
Organism: Armigeres subalbatus
Lineage: Eukaryota; Metazoa; Arthropoda; Insecta; Diptera; Culicidae
Exons: 2
Coding region: 84-773 (229 amino acids)
Source: RefSeq, a predicted model, not a curated record